AGCACUUUUUAAAAACCAAAACUGGAAGAAGAAUCCCAUUCUGAUAAUCUCUAGGGUUUAUUCAGCUCGUUCAUUUGGUAAUGGCGUCCACACUUCUGGUUCGGACGGGAAAUUCCUUGAUCAAUCGGUUGCGAUUGAAUUCCACGCAUCAGACUAGCAGGAUUUGGUAUCCCCAAACUUUGUCUCAUGGCCACGGCGCUGAAGUCACUCCGAUGCUGUUUCCUUCACUCUCUAAGCAUCAGACUGCUCAGCAUUUGCAGCAGAAUGAUACCGAAACGGUGAGGAAGCUCGAAUCUGAAGGCAUCUUCUUCCCAUUUGGUCUUCCUUCGCUCCGGUUCUUCUUACCCGACGGAGAUUAUUCUUCCACUCAAGAACCAAUGCUCUUAUUUCCUAAAAGGACUUUUCAACCUAGCACCAUCAGGCGGAAGAGGAAUCAUGGAUUUUUUGCCCGCAAAGCAACCAAGGGUGGGCGUAAAGUGAUUGCUCGAAGGAUUGCGAAGGGGCGAUCAAGAAUAACAGCAUAAUAUGUGUCUCAAAGUCAGGUGUAUUUGAAUUAGCCUGCCAACAUCAACCUCUAUCUUUUGUAGGUUAUGCUACUUUUUUCUAUUAACUUCAGACAAGCUACUCACCGUCUGUAUAAACCUCUCUGUUUUUAUGAUUAUCGUCGUGCAUUAAACCAGUUUCACUUACUUUUA
Cucurbita maxima (winter squash) is the source of this 695-nucleotide messenger RNA. RefSeq lists its product as uncharacterized. NCBI's taxonomy places the organism in Eukaryota, Viridiplantae, Streptophyta, Magnoliopsida, Cucurbitales, Cucurbitaceae. Gene Ontology annotation, molecular function: structural constituent of ribosome. The coding region runs from base 81 to 524 and encodes 147 amino acids. Gene Ontology annotation, biological process: translation. The record is from RefSeq and is a predicted model, not a curated record. Gene Ontology annotation, cellular component: ribosome; mitochondrial large ribosomal subunit. The transcript is spliced from 3 exons.